Messenger RNA from Branchiostoma belcheri (Belcher's lancelet), 2024 nucleotides. Its product is annotated as glycine receptor subunit alpha-4-like. Gene Ontology annotation, biological process: signal transduction; chloride transmembrane transport; nervous system process. The record is from RefSeq and is a predicted model, not a curated record. Gene Ontology annotation, cellular component: synapse; neuron projection; membrane. The transcript is spliced from 13 exons. Gene Ontology annotation, molecular function: extracellular ligand-gated monoatomic ion channel activity; chloride channel activity; neurotransmitter receptor activity. Lineage: Eukaryota; Metazoa; Chordata; Leptocardii; Amphioxiformes; Branchiostomatidae. Bases 374 to 1924 code for a protein of 516 amino acids.
CUGGUACUGUGCGAUAGGGUCCACAGUUCGGGGAAGACAGCCACUGCCAAAGGGCUGCUUGUUUUUUCAAGGCACAAGCUGCGAAACAUUUUUUUUUACUAGUGUUAGGAUCUAAAGCGUCAUGUUAGUUCACAAGGUGGUUGUUUCACCACAGUGAUUUCUUGCUACUGCCAUGGUAUGUACGUUUAGUUCCGUAUACGAACGUACUAGACGACCGUCAGUAACGCUGAAUUUGCUACUAGUACCCGGCGGUACCAGUACCUGGUACCUCGGCGGAGUUGGACCAUACUUUGCCACGUAGACUGCCAGAAACCCGACUACUUUACGAGAAAUAGGACCAACAGUCUUGUGAAACAAGGGUGAAGAAACAACAAUGCAGUGGCUUCGUAGUUUCGAGUUCUUUUGUUCCACAUUCUUUCUCCACGUCUGUCUUCUCGGAUUGGAAAACUACGCAAAUGCAGAGUCGCACAUACACAUACAUCAUGAAAACGACUCCCUCAUAGCCGAGCAUGUAUUUGAAACACUGGAGAAUUAUGACGGGCGAGUGCGGCCUGAUUUUGGAGUGAAACCGACAGAGGUGCAAGUGCAACUCUACAUAGCAAGUUUAGGGUCCAUUUCGGAGAUUAAAAUGGACUACACGAUGACAUUUUACCUCCGUCAGUGGUGGAACGACCCGCGGUUUGAGUUCCCGGACCUGAACCAGAACAUCGAGCUGCACAACGUCGACUCUCGCGAUAUCUGGACGCCGAGUAUCUACUUCGUGAACGAGAAGGACGCCGGGUUCAGACCGUCUACUGACCACGCCAAGGCGCUGUGGAUCUGGCCGUCUGGUGACAUCUUCUACGGAGAAAAGAAGACAGUGAUAGGUUCCUGUCCGAUGCAGUUCCACAUGUACCCGUUCGACAGCCAGACGUGUACGUUCCAGAUAGCCAGCUAUGGCUACACGACCAAGGAUUUGAUAAUAGAGUGGGUCGAGCCGGCUGUGGAGUUCAACCCUGUCAUAGAACUGCCGGAGUAUGUCAUUUCAGGAUGGACCUCUCGCGACUGUACGGGGAACUACACAAUAGGAUCGUUCAGUUGCAUCGAGGUCAAGUUUACACUGGUUCGGCAGCUCGGAUUCUACCUGAUACAAACCUAUGUUCCAAGUAUUUUGAUCGUGUGCCUGUCCUGGUUGACGUUCUGGAUCAGUCCGAAUCAGGCACCUGCGCGGGUUGCGCUGGGCAUCACCACAGUUCUCACCGCUACAACUCUGACAACUGUGUCCAGGAGCUCUCUGCCCAAGUUCUCCUAUAUCCGGUCCAUUGACAUCUGGAUGCUGGUGUGCACCAUCUACGUGUUCGCUGCGCUGGUGGAGUUCUCCCUGGCCUACCACUUCUCUCUCAGGAAGGACCGGGUGCGCCCCCUGGCGGACUGUCUGCGAAUUCCACGCAGUUUCUCCAAGAGGAAGUCAACCUACGAACUCAGCUCUGUGACAGUACAGACCAUGAAGGUAGCGAUGCUUCUGACAAUUGCGUUCUCCUAUAUCCGGUCCAUUGACAUCUGGAUGCUGGUGUGCACCAUCUACGUGUUCGCUGCGCUGGUGGAGUUCUCCCUGGCCUACCACUUCUCUCUCAGGAAGGACCGGGUGCGCCCCCUGGCGGACUGUCUGCGAAUUCCACGCAGUUUCUCCAAGAGGAAGUCAACCUACGAACUCAGCUCUGUGACAGUACAGACCAUGAAGGCAAAUGGACGGUGUUCCCGAGUUGACGGCGGGCCGACAGAGUUCCAGACGGUACCGGGAGAGACACCAGCCGUACCCGGGAUGGACGGCAUGACGGCAGCCGUCAAACUAGACUUAUUCUCCAAGAUCGGCUUUCCUCUGACUUUCAUCAUCUUCAAUGGUUUCUACUGGGGAGUCUACCUCAGCCAAUACUCCACCGCAUAGGAAUGUAGUCUUCAGUGUACUACCAAUUGAAAGUAUAUUCGAAUGAAAGCUCAUCUGUAUUGGUAGUCUAGAAUCCAUAGUUGUAAAGUUUAAGCUUUGU